AUGAGAGAUCCAAACUCCGACUCGGACAAGUCACACAAUGAGCAACAGACGCCUACACAGCCACCUAGGCUCGGCAUCUUGGAGUACGAGGCCAGUGAUGAUGUCAAGAGAUGGGCUAGAAGAUACAGAACUGAGUUGGCUUCCAUGUCAUCCAGCGUGCUCUCGACAUUCAUAGCGUUUCCGCUGGACUUCGCCAAAACUCGCAUGCAAUCUUACGACACUCGUUUCAUCGCAACAGUCAAGGAUGCCUACCAAGUUGAAGGCCUGCGUGGCUUCUGGAGAGGUGUCGGAACCCCCAUGGCGAGUGUCACGCUCGUGCGCACCAUAUCUUUUGGUCUGUAUCAACGCUCCAAGCACGCCAUUGAUCGCUACAUGACCCAGAUGACUGGUCAAUCUCCGCUCGACUUGGCCAACCAGAAGGGACAGUAUCCCACACUCUCUACAAUUGCCUGUUUCAGUAGCGCAGGUGCAACGGCAGGAGCUGCUAUAACAUUCAUCUCUUGUCCUUUCGAGCUUAUCAAGCUCAAUGCCCAGCUUGCUGGUAAAAUGAAGAGAGAGGUAAACCCUUCAGAUCGCCCUCAACCUAUUAGCGAUCUUCGCACUGGUGCUUUCAGAACUGCGCAGCAGCUGGUCCGGGAUCGCGGAAUCCGUGGCCUGUACUGUGGCUAUCGCUUGCAUCUUGUUCGUGAUACUAUCGGCACUGCUAUAUACUUCGGUACCUACGAGACCGUGAAGCAGGUUCUCUCGAACGGUCGCGGAAACGAACCCGCCGAGCCAGCAGCAGUAGCUCUUGCUGGAGCAACCUGCGGUAUCGUCAGCUGGGUAUUGAUCUACCCUAUCGACGUUGUCAAGACCCAAUUCCAAAAGCAUCAGCUGGAGACUGGCCGCACACAAGUCACGCGUCCGGACAUCAAGUUCUUCCAGCCUGGUUCAUAUAGAGGUCUUGGAGUGAGCGUCAUGCGCUCCGCACUUAUCAACAUGAUCUUCUUCUCCUCAUUUGAGCAGAUCAAGAAGCGCAUCAACAAUGCGGGAGACAUAUAA
Molecule: messenger RNA, 1041 nt
Organism: Aureobasidium pullulans EXF-150
Lineage: Eukaryota; Fungi; Ascomycota; Dothideomycetes; Dothideales; Saccotheciaceae
Product: mitochondrial carrier
Exons: 8
Coding region: 1-1041 (346 amino acids)
Biological process (GO): transport
Molecular function (GO): transmembrane transporter activity
Source: RefSeq, a predicted model, not a curated record